Leopardus geoffroyi (Geoffroy's cat) is the source of this 4037-nucleotide messenger RNA. RefSeq names its product HPS4 biogenesis of lysosomal organelles complex 3 subunit 2 (gene HPS4). The transcript has 7 exons. NCBI's taxonomy places the organism in Eukaryota, Metazoa, Chordata, Mammalia, Carnivora, Felidae. Bases 1118 to 2944 code for a protein of 608 amino acids. The record is from RefSeq and is a predicted model, not a curated record. Gene Ontology annotation, biological process: vesicle-mediated transport.
CCCCCCCCCCCCCCCCCCGCCCCCAGUGGUACCAUUUUACAAACAAGGUGUCUCUGUCUGGGAGGGAGUCCUUGGGAGCGUUUCGUCCCGGAGCCGCUCCAUUGGCCACUGGUGUUCAGUGACACAUAGGCAGCUUGCGUGGUUGGCCUGACCACCGACGCUGCCUGUUGCUCAGUGGCCUUGAUCUUGGUGAACAUCACGUCCUCAUUGUCAAGGCCAAAGGGAGACGCGAGGCUGUGCCCCCUGAAGAAUGGUCCUCCUGCGCCCCAAUACCUGAGGAGGCGUGUGGGCUGCAUCUCACCACAGGAGUCAAGAGGGUCCCGUCAGCGGGCAGGUGGGGUCGUGGCUGUGCCUUCACAGAGCGUGACUCUGGCUGGAAUCGGAGACGGGCUCUCCUGGCUCCGGUUGGAGGGAUUUUCAGAGUUGGCCACAGAGCUUUGCGGAAUGGCUGGCUGGGACCGGGCACUGUCUUGAGGCUUGAAAGAGCAAACUCAGCUCCAGAGCUUGCUCCCUUGGCACUGAACUCUGACCACUAUGGUGCUUGCAGGUUCUAGCUGUCGGCAGGUAAUGGGAAGAAGCUUUUAGCUACUGCUGGCGACUCUUGACCGGGUUCAGAUCUUCUUCCGGUAUUCUUAGGGACUUCUAGGCACGGACUCCUUGCAAGGAACGUCGAGUUGAGGAUUAUUUCCCUGAGUGAGAGACCUUGAUGCUUUCAUUUUAUGUGACGGGACAGAGUUAUGGGACUUGGUGGGAUACAAAGCCAGCUCUGUGGCUUAUGCUUGAGAGGGAGGGGAGAGGAGGGGGUGUGUGGCUUUACCUGGUGCCACGCCGUGUGUUUGAGGGGUGGGCUCCCCUCUCCCACUGCCUCCUGGUCUCAGCAUCCGUAGUCCUUCUCCUGAGGGAGACCUACCUUGUCCCCACGAGUGGCCGUGUGCCGUAUUCGCCGCACCUCCUCGCUUCUGCAGAAGCCUCCUCGUUCCAAGAAUUGGGCAUUUAGUGUUGGCCGGGGUUCCGGAUAUAGAGAGGUGGAACAUAGACCCAAGGCGUGACACGGAUUUUACCACGUGGCACAUUGUCCUUUUCCCCAGUUUUGGGUUAGGACCUGUCCACGUGUUCUAUGAAGCCCCCUGCUCUCUCCACCUUUGCCGAUGGUGAGCACACUGAUUUGUGGGUGUGCCUCUUGCCCUGCAUAGGUGGAGCCCCUGUUGUUGCUGAAGGCAGCCCUCAUUCUGCAGACGUGCCAGCGCUCGCCUCACAUUCUGGCCGGCUGUAUCCUCUACAAGGGACUAGAAUACCUGCAGGAGGGGGUGCCCUGCAGGAACAUGGAGUGGCACUCCCCGCAAAUGUCCAGAUCAUGCCUGUGUUCCUGACCGAAGAGGAAGCCAUCAGUCUCCAUGAGUUCCCAAUGGAGCAGGAAACUAGCUCGGCUGCCCCGCCGGCCCGACUCCAGGAGCACUCAGCCCAGCGUUGGAGCACAUCUGCCCCCGCCGAAAACGCCACUGGCCAUGUGGGAUCUGCGGCCUGGACGUUGGCAACCACUCCCGAGCCUACGGGUCCUGACGUAGCAUGGCCAGAUGGCAAGAGGGAGAACAGGCGCUUGCCUGGCCGUGAUCUGGAGAACGUCAAACCUGCAAGACAGCACAGCCUGGCCAGGGACAAGGGUCCUGGUCUCCUCGGCUCCCUGGCGAGGGAACCUCGUCUGCCCUGGGCGGAGGAGGAACCGGACUUGUCUGAGAUCCACAUUCCAGAAGCUCGGGAAACAGGAAUGUGCCCGGGUUAUUUUGCCCUCCCGAGUACGUGCGCCCCAGAUGGUGGCAGUCCUUGCUUUGAGGAAUGUGCCAGUGACUCUGGCAGCCAGGAACCCAAGCCGCCUGAUGCCCUCAGCAGCUUCCUGUCUCUGUCCACUCCUGAGAUCCCCCCCCAGAACGGAGCCCUGGAGCGACACAACGACCUUCCAGGGGACAGCAGCCCAGCCCCCUCUCCCAGGGAAGACCGCCUCCCCGGAAGGACGAGCAGGCCGUGGUCAUGGCCUUGCUCAGACUCGAGGCAAGAAGGAACCAUGCUUCCCGUGGGCGAACGAGGCACAGAGCAGCCUGUUCGGGUUCGUGACAGCCGCUCAACACCCGGCGGCUCUGACUUGGCAGAGUCUCAGGACGACGGUCCCUCUGCAGACAGAAAUGACCCGAGGUCAGCCCCCACAUCCCGUGAGGGGCUUGUGCCGAUGAACCUCUACACCCACAAUGUCAACGAGCUGGUGCUGUCCCUGCUGGCCGAGGAGCCACUGCUGGGCGACGACGCAGCCAUCGAGGAGGUGUACCACAGCAGCCUGGCGUCCCUGAAUGGACUGGAGGUCCACCUGAAGGAGACGCUGCCCAAAGACGCCGCUGCCUUCCCCAGCAGGACGUACAACUUCACGCAUUAUGACCGCAUCCAGAAUGUGCUGACCACGAACCUGCCACAGGUGGCCACCGCCCAGGACCGCCGCUUUCUCCGGGCCGUCGGCCUCAUGCACUCGGACUUUGCCCGGCUGCCUGCGCUGUAUGAGAUGACCAUCAGGGCCGCCACGGAUGGCGCCAGCCUCCAGAGAGUCGAAAAGAAGGAAGACGGCUCUUGGCACCGAAGCCUGGAACUCGAGUGCGCAAGUCGAACCCCGAACCGUGGCAGCUGCCCUCCCCCCCCCCCCCCCGCCAGCAUUUGGCGUCGCUGGGCCCCUGCCGAGCACCUCCCGAGGUCUCUGUGUGGUCAGAGGCCUGCCCAGGCAGCCUGGGACCGUUGUCUUCUUUCUUCCCCCUCAGAAACGCCUCCACGGCCGUGUACGCCUGUUGCAGCCCCGUCCAGGAGACCUAUUUCCAGCAGCUGGCGGUGGCGGCGCGGAGCUCCGGCUUCCCGAGCCCGCAGGACGGCGCCUUCAGCCUCCCCGGCAAAGCCAAGCAGAAGCUGCUGAAGCACGGGGUGAACUUGCUCUGAACCGGGUCGCGGCAGGAAGUUCAUCACCCCAGGAGAGGAUGAGCAAGUCGAAUAGCAAAGAAGUUGCACCUUCUUGAAAGUCCCUCUGUUCUAGUUUCCUCGGCACAUUCCCCUUGUAGGAACAUGAUGAUACGUGCGUGCGUGUCACUCCUUUUGUAGGUUGGGGCUUGAGCGGGUAGUUCUUCGGGUCAGCGGACCUGGAGCACUCGAUAAAGGGCUCUGUUACGCUGGCCAGGUUGCGGCCGGGCCGGGUGCUUUUGGCUCCCAACCACAGAGGGCAGGGCCAGGUAGUUGUCCCAUCACACGCGGUCUUGGGCACCUGUCACUUUUCGCUGCUAUUGCAUCUGGACCCUAACUAGUACCACGAGCAUUUUCUCUGCAACCCUGUUGUCCUGAGUCCAGGGGGCAGUGUGAGGCAGGGCUGCAGGGGGUGGGAUUUGUCAGCCAGCAGACCGAACCCCCACACCUCAGGUAGGUGUUCUUUGGAGUGGCCCCCCCGGGAGGUCUGGACGAGCAACGCAGGGAGGCAGGCAGGGAUGCCAGAAGCACCUCGUUUGCAUGCUUCUAGAACUAUAUUCAAAACCAGGAGUUUUGUUCUGUUCUUUGGAACACCCACGGUGGGGGCAAGUCUUGAUAACAUGGGAGGGAGCCUGGGGUUCUAAGGUAGCCGUGAGCCCCGGGAACUGGGUGAUGGCACACCGGGCCGUGCGCCUUUGGUGCGACGUGGGCCAUGCAGCUGGCCCCUCUCCAGGGAAGGUCCUCAAACAGGAGUUCUCAAAACGGGGCAAAAGCCAAGCUGUGCUUUCCAGCGGUGGCUGCAUGAAAGGGAGCAGCGUUCAUCCGUGUUCCUGGGCCCAUGCUCCAGGCAGAAAGUUUACAGUAAUGUGAUACAGAACACAGGAUGACAUCUUUACCAGGGUCUGAACUGUUUACUGGGAGUACUUGAGACUUCCGUUUGGAAACUGCAAUGUUAAUAGUUUCAUGUCGGUGAACAGUGCCUAAUGUUUGUGACUGUGUCUUGUCUUGAAAGGACUUGCCCAGGGCUAAAAAUAAAACAGCCCAAAAUGCUA